Molecule: messenger RNA, 389 nt
Organism: Wasmannia auropunctata (little fire ant)
Lineage: Eukaryota; Metazoa; Arthropoda; Insecta; Hymenoptera; Formicidae
Exons: 2
Source: RefSeq, a predicted model, not a curated record
UCUCCUUCAUUUAUUAAUUUGAUGAAAAUCGGAGUGCCUUCCAGUAUUCGAAUUAUAUGUAGAAAAACAUUGAAAGAAAAAAUUCAACAAGAAUAUAAAAAAAUGAAAUCUGCAAUUGAAAAUAAACUUGCUGAAAUUGAAGUUAUCUCAGCUACAGCUGAUUUGUGGAGUAAAGCAAAAAGAAGUUAUCUUGGAAUUACAAUUCACUGGAUCAAUCCCCAAACCUUACAAAGAGAAUCAGUUGCACUAGCUUGCCGAAGAAUAAAAGGAAGGCAUAUGUAUGAUAAUUUGGCGAAAGCUAUUAUGUCUGUGUUUUUAGAUUACCAUAUUCAAAAUAAAAUAUGUUGCACGACAACUGAUAACGGUUCAAAUUUCGUCAAGGCAUUUCG